Dicentrarchus labrax (European seabass) is the source of this 2279-nucleotide messenger RNA. Its product is annotated as cephalotoxin-like protein. NCBI's taxonomy places the organism in Eukaryota, Metazoa, Chordata, Actinopteri, Moronidae. The transcript has 2 exons. Bases 102 to 1724 code for a protein of 540 amino acids. The record is from RefSeq and is a predicted model, not a curated record.
GUCUGUAUAAAGCUGACAGAGUUUAUUUCAGCACAACAGCUUCUGAUUCCUGCAGCAGUUCCUGAGAUCAGGUACUACGUCUCUCAGCGCAAAGAACAGUUAUGGAGGUAACACGGCUAUUGUCGCUGUUGGCUUCUCUGACCCUUAUUCUCUACUGGACAACCUCCUUAGCUCAGUCACAUGACCUCCCCUCUUCUGACCUUUCACCAGCCUACAGGGUGAAGAGGGACCAGCCCUUUGAGAACAGAGAAAAGGUUAAAGAGACCUUCCAGGCCAUAACCGAUGCUCUGUCUCUGGUCAAAGACCUUUCGGAAGUGGUUGAUGUCCUGAAGAAGCUCUCCAAAUUUGCUAGUGUGGCUCCUGGCGCCGUUGGUGUGAUCUUCUCUGUGGUCAACAUGGUCUUAAUCUUCAUUCCUCAGCAUGACCCGGUGCUGAGCGCAGUGAAUGAAGGGUUUGCUGAGGUGAACAGGAAGUUGGACUCUCUCUCCCUCCAGGUCUCCAACCUGGCCACAGAUGUGGAGUGGUUCAACUACGCCAGCGUCUACUCUCAGGAUGAGCUCCGCAUCCUCAGCGCCUGGAGGAAGUUAAAUGAGUUACGUGACAACAGUAUGUCGGCACAAACUCAGGAGGAAAAACAGCGACAGGCAGAAAUAUUCAUCAACUACUAUGAGUACACAGGAACUGAGGCCAGUGUGGCCAACUUGUACCAUUACCUGACAGUCAGCAGCACGUCUCUCAGCGCAAACCUGAACCAGCUGCUGAGGAAGAAGUUUAAAUGUGACAUUCGCCAGAUCGGCAAAUAUAACUUCUAUUUCAACACCCUGCUGUUAAGGGGAAUCGUGCUAAACAAGAUCUACUGGAAAAUGAUUGGUCUGAACCCACCAUACACAGAAGCCAAACACGCCGAGAUGUUCAAGAAGGUCUACCAAGCUCAGAAAUCUGCUUUUGAGUUCUGCAUAGUCAACUAUGAGGACUACGUGAAGACAGUUGCACAGGAGAAAAGCACAGCAAUCAGUCCUGACAACAAAAAUGACAUUGCUGUAAAGGUGAAACAGGAGCUGGAUAACAAGUACGACUGGUACAACUGGGUAGUGCUGGUGUACAACACAGCCGAUGAUGGAUAUUACACACUAAACAGUCUGACUAAGGUCCACGUGGGCAAGGUCACUGUUGCUGUUGGCAACAUACAGAAAGCGGAUGUGGUGUGGAAAGACGAAAUUAUGAAUGCAGCCAGAAGAUGCUUUACAAAUUGUGACGCCAAGACCACAAUAGAUCAAUGCAAGAUUAAAGACGAUAUAGACAUUUCUACUGGUUUGGGUGAUGAAAUAUUGACUUAUCCUUUUACAAAGUUUGCUAAAGUGGCAUAUUCACAUUCUACCAGUUAUACAGAUUUUGUUGAGCUCCCAGCACCUCUUGGAAAAACAUUGUGUGGGUGGUCAUAUGAGCUAUCUGUACAUUCCUCCAGGUCCAUACCUGUCUGCAAUAAUCCCCAAUGUCAGAACGGUGGACGGUGCACAAGGCUGGCGGAUUCCAACCUUAGUCUGUGUGAUUGUGAGGAUGGAUACUUCGGAGACCACUGUGAAAACAGAAUGGACACAAAUGAGGUCCAGAGGAUUCUGUCUCAAUACCCUGUGCCCACUAUUAUCACCCCCAGUGUCAGACUGAAAAUGAUACAGUCCAAACUGGAACAGGUCUUCAACUGUGUCAACACCAGAUGUGGUUAGCAGCAGAUACCUGUAGACGGACAACAGCAACAACCACUUCCUUCCAACUGACAAAGUAAACACACAUUGAGUGACUGAGAACAGCAACAUGCAGGAGUAAAUCAAACAAUCAAUCAAUCAAAGUUCUUCAAGCUACAGCCAGUUGGCUCCAAAGUCCAAAAAAUCAGAAAUGGUAGAAUGGCUGACCACAGGUUAUAAUAUUGGUGAUAUUUUGGUGAGUUAGCCACAAACUCUGUACAGUUUCAUUAAUCAUAACAAUCUUCAACUGAAUUAUGCCUCAGUCUGAACUUUAACAGUAUGUGUGAAGAUAUGGGACAUCAUUUGAUGACUGUGUGGAGGCAGACAUUGAAAGAUGUAUAUUUAUCCCAAUGCUGCAGGUAAAAAUUAAUACGUCUUCCUUAAACAUAAGUUUCAUAAAUGAUCAACCUGAUGUUGUUAUAGUGCCACCAUGUGAUCAGCUAAUGUAGUUUUUGCAGUCUGAGGGUAAGAUGUUAAAUGUCUGUCGGAAAGUCAAAAAUAAUCUGAAUUAUUAAAUAAUUCCCCAAUAAAAUCAAA